AUGUCGACGCUAGGAGGUGGUACUGACAAGAGUGCCAAACAUGUAUUGGAUGAAUUUGGGCAACAAGUGUACGAGCAAGUGAAAAAUGGUGAGGCUAAAACAUAUUUUGAUGAAUUGCAUGGAGAUUUGUCAGAAGCAACAUAUCCAGGGGAUGAAAAUCCUAAUAAAACAACGCCACCAAAUCCAUGCUUACUUCAAUAUGAUUAUAAUAGUAAUGUUACCAUUGGUGGGGGUAGGGAGUAUCCUUGUAAAGAUAGACCAGAAGUUCGAUUUUCUGAUGAAUAUGGAGGUCAAUGUACUGAUAGUAAAAUAAAGGGUAACGAAGAUAAUAAAGGUGGAGCAUGUGCACCAUUUAGAAGGUUAUUUCUAUGUGAUCAACAUUUAUCACACAUGAAAGCUGAAAAAAUCAAUAAUAAACAUAAUUUAUUGUUAGAAGUGUGUCUUGCAGCAAAAUAUGAAGGUGAGUCAUUAAAAGGUUAUCAUGAUAAAUAUAAUGCAACUUAUUCUGAUUCUCGUUCUCAAUUAUGUACUGUAUUAGCACGAAGUUUUGCAGAUAUAGGAGAUAUUAUCAGAGGAAAAGAUCUUUUCAUUGGUUAUGAUAAAAAAGAUAGAGUACAAAAAAAAAAAUUACAAGAUAGUUUGAAAAACAUUUUCGGGAAUAUAUAUAAUGAGUUGACCACGAGCGGGAAGAAUGUGGACAAAGCAAAAGCUCGCUACAAUGAUCCUAAAGGAGAUUUUUUUCAAUUACGAGAAGAUUGGUGGGCACUUAAUAGAGAAAAAGUAUGGAGUGCUAUCACAUGCAACGCUCAAGGUAAUAAAUAUUUUCGACCAACAUGUUCUGGUGGAGAAAGUAUCGCUCAUAAUAAAUGCACAUGUAUUAAUGGAGAUCCUCCUACGUAUUUCGAUUAUGUCCCUCAAUAUUUACGUUGGUUCGAGGAAUGGGCCGAAGAUUUUUGUCGUAAACGAAAACAUAAAUUACAAAAUGCUAAAGAACAAUGUCGCGGAAAAAAUGGUGAAGAUAAAUAUUGUGAUCUUAAUGGAUAUGAUUGUAAGAGAACUAUAAGUGCAGAAAAGAAACUUUUCCCCGAUUCUGAUUGUAAUAAAUGUUCCUAUUCAUGUAUUCCUUUUAGAACAUGGAUAGAUAACCAAAAACUAGAAUUUCUAAAACAGAAAAACAAGUAUGAUAAAGAAAAAGAGAAAAACAAUGAUACAACAAAAACAACUCGAUAUGGUCCUAUUAAUAACUUAUAUGCAAAAGAUUUUUAUGAUAAAUUGAAACAACAAUAUAUAACUGUCGAUUCGUUUUUAGAAUUAUUGAAUAAAGAAAAAGAAUGUAAAAAUCACCCUGAAGUAGGAGAUGGAAAAAAAACUUUUGUUGAUUUUAGUAAUAAAAAUGUUGACGAAACAUUUUCUCGUACAGAAAUUUGCGAACCUUGUCCAUGGUGCGGGAUCGAAAAACAGGAAGAUGGAAAAUGGAAAAGGUUAAACGAAAAUGCUCCAGAAUGCCCCCAGGAAAUAGAAAAGACAUAUCCUGAAUCAAAUACAACGGAUAUACCAGUACUUACCCCAGAAAAAGGAAAGACAAGUAUACUACAAAAAUAUAGAAUCUUUUGUCAAAAUGCUGAAAACAAUAAACAAAUUAAAGAAUGGCAAUGUCAUUAUGAAAAAAAUGAUAAAAGUGAUGAUAGUGAUGAAACUCAUAAUAGUGAUAAUUGCAUACUAGGAAAAUGGGAAAAUUUUGAAAAGGGACAAGAAUUUAAGUCCUAUUAUUCAUUUUUUUAUGGUUCGAUUAUUGAUAUGUUAAAAGAUUCUGUAGAUUGGAGAGACAAACUUAAUAAUUGUAUAAAUAAUGAAACAAAAGCAUGUAAAAAUGGAUGUAACAAAAAUUGUGAUUGUUAUAAACGAUGGGUUGAAAAAAAACAACAAGAAUGGUCGAACAUAAAAAAACAUUUUGGAAAACAAGGAGAUUUGCUAGAAGAAAUUAAAGGAGAAGAUCCUGGCAAAAUUCUUGAAUUUUAUUUGAAAAGUAUUUUUUUACAAGAUAUGAAAGAAGCUCAGGGAGAUCCAAAAGCAAUAAAAAGAUUUACAGAUCUUUUGCAAAAGAAAAAUAAUCCAGGAACAGAUGAUACAACGAAAACAAUAAUUGAUAAAUUUCUCCAAGAGGAAUUAACAGACGCCAACAGAUGCAAAGAAACACAUAAAGACGACUGCUCCCAACAAGAAGUAACACGCCUACGUUCCGCCGACCCAUCACCCGACACUGUUGACUCCGCCUCAGAAGACGAAGACGAAGAGGACAAGGACCACCAGGAGGAAACGGAGGACACCGCACAAGACACGGGACAGGGGGAAGAGGAAACGGCCACAGAAAAGGUGGCACCAACAGUAGUAGACGUCUGCGCCACAGUGGCAGAAGCACUUACCAAAGGCGACUUGAAUGCCGCCUGCACUCUCAAAUACGGCACACCCAACAGAUAUUGGGGGUGGAAAUGUAUAGGUGACAAAACAGCCACUGGUGAAGCUCGUGCUGGUCGUGUCGCACGUAGUCCUCCCGAAACCGCCCCAUCUAGUGCUAAAAGUGGUGAACCCACUGGUAGUAUUUGUAUCCCACCCAGGAGACGACGAUUAUACAUACAAAAACUACACGAGUGGGCGAGUCGUGGUGGUGACGAGGCCACGAAGUCACAAUCACAGGCGGGUGGUAGUGAGGCACAACCACAAGGUGGCGAGAAGUCACCAAGUGGUAAAGUGUCGUCACAAAGUGACAAACUACGUACUGCGUUUAUUCAAUCUGCGGCAAUAGAAACUUUUUUCUUGUGGCAUAAGUAUAAAGCGGAAAAUACGAAGACACAAAGUGUUGGGUCACCACUACUACUACUACCACAACUACCCCGUUCAGGCAGUGAUGACAAGGACCCCGAAACCUCCUUAAAAAGUGGUACAAUCCCCAUCGAUUUCUUGAGAUUAAUGUUUUAUACAAUCGCGGACUACAAAGACAUAUUUGAGGGGAAGAAUAUGGAGGUGGUGAACUUGUUAAAGGAUGGUAGUCCUAGUGAUAAAGAAAUGCAGGAAAGAGAAAGUAAAAUAAAAGAUGCUAUAGAUAAAGUUUUCCCAAAUAGUGAUAACAAAAAACAUAGUGGUGUCCCCUCACAAACUGGCAACACAACCCCUCAAACCUUGUGGUCAAAAUACGCCGAACCCAUUUGGAAUGGAAUGAUAUGUGCUUUAACCUAUAGAGAUAGUGAGGAAAAAGGCGGUACACCAACACAAAACAACACUGUGAAAACUGAACUUUACGACAAAAACACCAAAGAAAACGGUAAAUACAACUACCACACCGUCACACUUGAAGAUGAUAGUGAUGAAACCCGCCCCAAAAUCGGCACCUCCCCUAGUGGUGAAAAAACCUACCUGUCCAAAUUUGUGUUACGCCCCCCCUACUUCCGAUACCUUGAAGAAUGGGGUGAAACAUUUUGUAGGGAACGGACGAGGAGGUUGGAGAAGAUACAGGGGGAUUGCACACAAGGUGAUGAUGAAUACAAAUGUAGUGGUUAUGGGGAAAAUUGUAAAGAUAUUCGUGAACAGGAUUAUAGUAUUAUUUCAAAUUUCAACUGCCCAGAUUGUGGAAAGUCUUGUAGAUCUUAUAAAAAAUGGAUAAAUAUAAAAAAAGACGAAUUUACUAAACAUUCAAAUGUGUAUAAUGAACAAAAAGAGAAAGCUAAAAAUAAUAAGGAUCCUGAAAGUAAAUCUGGUAACAUAUCGGAUCAUGAAUUUGUUGGAAAGCUUGAUAAAGAUUAUGCGUCUAUUGAUUCAUUUUUGGAAAAGUUAGGAUCAUGUUCUAAAAAUAAUAAGGAUAAUGGAGACGGUACAAUAAAUUUUAAGGAACCAGACGUAACAUUUAAACCUGCAGAUAAUUGUAAACCAUGUUCUGAAUUUAAAGUAAAUUGUCGAAAUGGUAAUUGCAAGGGUGCUAAUGGUAAUACGUGCAACGGAGAAACGGUUACUGCAGAAGAAAUUACAAAAAUGAGCGAUUCUACUGUAAUAGAUAUACGUGUGAGUGAUAACAGUGAAAAUGUAUUUGAAGAUAUUUUAGACGAAUGUCAAAAUGCAGGUAUCUUUGAAGGUAUUAGAAAAGAACAAUGGACAUGUGGUUAUGUAUGUGGUGUAGAUAUAUGUGAACAGACAAACGUUAAUGUAAAUCAAAAUGAUAAAGAAUAUAUACAAAUUAGAGCAUUGCUUAAACGUUGGGUAGAUCAUUUUUUAGAAGAUUAUAUUAAAAUUAAACAUAAAAUUUCACAUUGUAUAGAUAAUGGUAAAGGAAACAUAUGUAAAAAUAAAUGUAAUGAUAAAUGUAAUUGUGCAUCUAAAUGGAUAGAUGAAAAAAGGACAGAAUGGAAAACAAUACGAGAUCGUUACUUCGAACAAUAUAAGGGUGCUCAAUCAGACGUUUAUGAUGUGAAAGGUUUUUUGGAGGACUUGCAAUCUCAAAUUCCUGUUACAAUUAACAAAGCUAUAGAACCUUGUAAAGAUUUAGGUGAGUUCGAGAGGUCAACUCAUUGUAAUGGAGCUGCGAGCUCAGAAAAUGGAAAACCUCAAAAAAAAGAUAUCAUAGAAUGUUUGCUUGAUAAGCUUGAAAAGAAAACAAAAAAGUGUAAAGAUGACCACCCCCAACCUAGUGCCGAAAACCAAGCACAAACGUGUGAAAAUUCCGCCCACGUUGAAGAUGACGAUGAACCCCUUGAAGAGGAAGGAGACCAGAAUCCAGUGGGAAAACAACAACCAUCAUUUUGUCCGCCAGUGGAAGAUAAAAAAAAAGAGGAAGAAGGAGAAACUUGUACACCGGCAUCACCAGCACCAGCACCAGCACCUAGUGAGGAUCCCCCAGUUCCUGCUCCAGCUGGUGACCAAAAAGAAGCCUCAACUCCAAAAGUGGCACCAAGACCAAAACCCCCCCGAGUGAAACCCCAACAACCCGGCGACGACCCGUGGGAACCCCUGAAAAAUGCCAUGUUAUCUUCGACGAUCAUGUGGAGUAUUGGCAUCGGUUUUGCUACAUUCACUUAUUUUUAUCUAAAGAAAAAAACCAAAUCAUCUGUUGCAAAUUUAUUCCAAAUACUGCAAAUACCCAAAGGUGAUUAUGAUAUACCUACAUUGAAAUCAAGCAAUAGAUAUAUUCCUUAUGCUAGUGAUCGAUAUAAAGGCAAAACAUAUAUUUACAUGGAAGGAGAUAGUAGUGGUGAUGAAAAAUAUGCAUUUAUGUCUGAUACUACUGAUGUUACUUCCUCAGAAAGUGAGUAUGAAGAACUGGAUAUUAAUGAUAUAUAUGUACCAGGUAGUCCUAAAUAUAAAACGUUGAUAGAAGUGGUACUUGAACCAUCAAAAAGAGAUAUACCAAGUGGUGAUAUACCACAUACAAAUAAAUUUACAGAUAAUGAAUGGAAUCAAUUGAAAAAAGAUUUUAUAUCUAAUAUGUUACAAAAUACCCAAAAUACGGAACCAAAUGUUUUACAUGAUAAUGUGGAUAAUAAUACCCAUCCUACCAUGUCACGUCAUAAUGUGGACCAAAAACCUUUUAUUAUGUCCAUACAUGAUAGAAAUUUAUAUAUUGGAGAAGAAUAUAGUUAUGAUAUGAGUACUAACAGUGGUGAAAAUAAUUUAUACAGUGGUAUUGAUCCAACAAGUGCUAACCAUGAUUCUUAUAGUGGUAUAGAUUUAAUCAAUGACGCACUAAAUGGUGAUUAUGACAUUUACGAUGAAAUAUUGAAACGAAAAGAAAAUGAAUUAUUUGGGACAAAUCAUACGAAAAAAAAUACAUCAACCAAUAGUGUUGCAAAAAAUACAAAUAGUGAUCCUAUACUCAAUCAAAUAAAUUUGUUCCAUAAAUGGUUAGAUAGACAUAGAAAUAUGUGCGAACAGUGGGAUAAAAAUAAAAAGGAGGAAUUUUUAGAUAAAUUAAAAAAAGAAUGGAACAAAGAAAAUAACAAUAAUAGUGGUGACAUUAACAAUAGGUAUGAGAAUGUGUUGAAUACUGAUGUUUCUAUUCAAAUAGAUAUGCAUAAUCCUAAACCAAAGAACGAAUUUACGAAUAUGGAUACAAACCCUGAUAAUUUCAUUAAGGAUACUAUAUUGAAUGAUCUGGAAAAACAUCGUGAACCCUACUUCUAUGAUAUUUAUGAUGAUGAUAUCACUUAUUUUGAUACAGAUGAUGUUAAACCACCUAUGGAUGAUAUACACAUUAAAGAACAAACUGAAAUGAAUGCUCUUCAUAAUAAUAAGAUGAAUGAAUUGUUAGAAAAGGAAUAUCCUAUAUCAGAUAUAUGGAAUAUAUAA
Molecule: messenger RNA, 6330 nt
Organism: Plasmodium falciparum 3D7
Lineage: Eukaryota; Apicomplexa; Aconoidasida; Haemosporida; Plasmodiidae
Product: erythrocyte membrane protein 1, PfEMP1
Cellular component (GO): membrane
Molecular function (GO): host cell surface receptor binding
Source: RefSeq, a predicted model, not a curated record